Sclerotinia borealis F-4128 is the source of this 549-nucleotide messenger RNA. Lineage: Eukaryota; Fungi; Ascomycota; Leotiomycetes; Helotiales; Sclerotiniaceae. The record is from the annotation of a GenBank genome assembly.
AUGAUGAAGAUUCUCCUUCUAUCGCCACGAAAUAGUGUCGCCGCUCAACUUGACCUCAUACGAGCUGCAAAAUGCGCAAAACAUUUUGUUACUUCUGGUCAGCUAUUGCCAUCUGUGGCGACGAUUCUGGCCGGUGCUGAUACUGAACUGCAAACAUUAGAGACCCCGACGGUUGAAAAGCUCUUGACCACUUUCACCAAGAACUGCCCAUACAACAAGAAUUCCGAUGAAGUAUGCGAUGAACCGUUGAUAGUGAUGCUACUUCGAGGUCAAUGGUUUUUGUGCAGCCCACCAUUCAACUUCAUUAUUAUCAUUGUCAUUGGAUUUACCACCGGUAUCAAAAGGCAUCGACAAAAUGUACUUAUGAUCUUUCCUAUCACUCCAAUGGCAGCCAAAGUACAUAACGCCCGCCGAUACGCAAAUACAGGCCGCUUAUAUUGCGCAUGCCCUCGUCAAUGGGAUAUCAUUUCAAAACUCCGUGAUCCUCCCGUUGCAGGCUGCAAUACCUUCAGCACAGUCUUAGUCUGGAGCAUUGAAGAACAAGUUUGA